AUGGCUGCUCUCCUGGGCGCUUCGUUAUCGUGGUCCUUCAAGGUCGACCAGGCCACAAUCCGGUCAAAGCUCUAUAACCUAGACCUUGUUCGUUCGACUGGGGGUACUAAAAAGGAGCUGAACAAGCGCCGCAAUCCCAAACUCGGGAAGAGACAAGUCCCAGUAAAGGUCCGGGGUAUGGAGUUAGACGAAUGGGGGAAUAUGGCGAUGGCAAAUUAA
Molecule: messenger RNA, 219 nt
Organism: Daldinia caldariorum
Lineage: Eukaryota; Fungi; Ascomycota; Sordariomycetes; Xylariales; Hypoxylaceae
Exons: 2
Coding region: 1-219 (72 amino acids)
Source: RefSeq, a predicted model, not a curated record